Molecule: messenger RNA, 1849 nt
Organism: Sceloporus undulatus (fence lizard)
Lineage: Eukaryota; Metazoa; Chordata; Lepidosauria; Squamata; Phrynosomatidae
Gene: AHSG
Product: alpha 2-HS glycoprotein
Exons: 7
Coding region: 65-1120 (351 amino acids)
Biological process (GO): negative regulation of endopeptidase activity
Cellular component (GO): extracellular region; extracellular matrix; blood microparticle
Molecular function (GO): cysteine-type endopeptidase inhibitor activity
Source: RefSeq, a predicted model, not a curated record
UCUUUCUAACUUUCCCUCCUCCCAAAAGAACAUUUCUUUUCUAGAUCUUGUGCACACGUGAGCCAUGAAAUCCCUGGUGGCUCUGGUCCUUCUGGGCCAAAUCCUAGGAUCCAUCACAACCUCCCCUCCUUUUCCUCCAUUGAACACCCGGCUUCCUGCUUGUGAUGAUCCAGAAGUGGAACAUGCAGCAGCCUUUGCUGUGCAUCACAUCAACACCCACACUCUUCAUGGAUAUAAGAUUGCCCUUAACAGAAUUGAGAGUGUCAAGGUUUUGCCAAGGCGGCCAAAAGGAGACAUGUACUACCUUGAGAUGGACUUAUUAGAGACCACAUGCCAUGUGUUGGACCCACUGCCUGCUGCCAAUUGUACAGUAAGGUCAAAGAUGGAACAUGCUGUUGAAGCAGACUGUGAUGUCAAACUACUCAGUCUUGAUGGGAACUUUAAAGUGCUCUCCACCAAAUGUCACUCAUCUCCAGACUCAGCGGAAGAUCUUAGAAAGAUUUGCCCUGAUUGUACACCUAUAUCGAAGCUGAAUGAUAUUGGUGUGGUGAAUGCAGUCGAUGUUGCUCUCUCUGAGUUCAAUGCUAGAAAUGACACAAACCAUUACUACAAGCUCCUUGAGAUCUCAAGAGGGAAGCACACUCAUUUGCCUCCUGCUUCUCAUGUGGAGUUUGCAAUUGUUGCCACUAACUGCACAGCCCAAGAAGCUAAGGACCACAUAGAAGACUGCCACCUGGGAACAGGUGAACAUGUGCACUUUGGGUUCUGCAAAGCCACCAUUUUCGAUAGGACUGUUGCUGGUCCUGCUGAUGCCAAAUUUCCUCCUGGAGAUGCCGUGGACUGUACCAUCUUUGACCAACAGGCUGGAUUUUCCCACACCCACCUGACUGAGCAUCAUUUAGGGAAGAAAAUUCCUUCCCCUGGAGUUGGCCACACUGUGCUUGACCUCAUACAUUCUCACAAUGACACACAUGCAUCACACGAGUCCCACUCUGCUGAAGUUGCUGUGGUUGAAGUUGCAAGUCCCGUGGUCAAAAGGGCAGUGGAUCCUGUACCAGUGGCACCAAUACUACCCGUUCUUCAACAGUGUCCAGGAAAAUACCACCAUUUUAAAAUUUAAUCAUGGAAGAGCCUGUAAGAUAGCCCACAGAUGGGGGUAUACAAAAGAAGUCAUGGAACCAUCUAGUUAAUGAAAUGUCUUUUAUGUUCCUCUACGUCUGAACUCAAAAAAGACUUUACCUGAUAGAUCACAGCUAUAAUUGGCAAACAUUUACUCCCUCUUCUUUGAAGGGCUGUAUGCGUGAUAUGCCCAUUUCCUUUCUACUUAUGAAUAUUGUGGUGCUUCACACAGAUUUAGUAUCUCCUGCCUGCGCUGUUGUUUUUAUUUUAUUUUUAAAGUUUCUAGUCCUUGUGAUCACCAAGUGAAAAGCAUGGAAAUAGUAUAAGUGAUAUCAUAUGAGCUGAAGAAGGAGAAAUAAACAAAAAUUAUGGUAUUCCAGGGAUGGAGAUUCUAUCUGGUGCAUAGUUUGCUAACCCUUCCUUUCAGUAGAAGAAAAAGAAGAAAGUGUACAAAUGAUAUAAUAGCAUAAUUUGUAUACUUUACAGUUCAGGUAACAAACAUGUGAAACUUUGGUCCAGAAUCUGUUGUGGUGGUUGGUGGGGAUUGUUUGGAAGGAAGAAUGUACACAGUGCUGGGCAGAACUGGCCACAAAACCUUUACCAGGUUUCUUGUCUGUAUGGGAUUUUUUUAUUAUUUCCAUUGUCCAAAAAAGCAAAGUUGAGAAAUCUAUAUUCAGAGUGUAAGAAAACCAAACAAUGGUGCUUAUAAAAUAAAACAUUAAAUGCAAAA